Molecule: messenger RNA, 1476 nt
Organism: Octodon degus (degu)
Lineage: Eukaryota; Metazoa; Chordata; Mammalia; Rodentia; Octodontidae
Gene: Ppp1r14d
Product: protein phosphatase 1 regulatory inhibitor subunit 14D
Exons: 3
Coding region: 1-597 (198 amino acids)
Biological process (GO): regulation of phosphorylation
Cellular component (GO): cytoplasm
Molecular function (GO): protein serine/threonine phosphatase inhibitor activity
Source: RefSeq, a predicted model, not a curated record
AUGCUGUCACCAAGGCCUCGUUCCUGCACAUCUCCCAACCCGGACAGGGAGAACCCAAGCAAAAAGGUCCAGUGGGCUUCAGAGGGGAGGAGGAGGAGGACAUCAUCCACAGACUCGGAGUCCAAGUCCCACACGGACCCUUGCAGGCUGGCCAGGUCCCGGAGACCCAGCCGGCUGACAGUGAAGUACGACUGGGGGCAGCUGCAGCGCUGGCUGGAGAUGGAGCAAUGGGUGGAUGCGCAGGUUCAAGAACUCUUCCAGGAUCAAGCAGAACCUUCUGAGCUGGAGAUUGACCUGGAGGCUCUAAUGGAACUAUCCACAGAGGAGCAGAGGACUCAGUUGGAGGUAGGGUGGGAGAUAGGUCAUGGGGCCUGCUUUAGGCUCAGGGCAACCCAGGAACCCAGGCUUUUGCCUCCUUGGGUGGGGUGUGGGUGGCUGAGUAGGGGCUUGUGGGAAGGUACUGUGUCUUGGGCAUCCACUCUGAUCUCUUUUACUCAGGGCAUUCUCCAAAACUGCUCCCGCCCAACUGAGCCUUUUAUCUCUGAGCUGCUCAGUCAACUGAAAAAACUUCGGAGACUCAGCCGGCCUCAGAAAUAAGCCUCAAGGUUAUCAUCCUCUGCAGCUUCUGCACUGCUGGGUCUGGCAGGACCUCUUAGAUCCUGGCUGAGCAGAAAGCAGCUCUGUGGGACCUAAGGACCAAGGAAGAUGAAGGACACUUGUACGCCUCGAGUGUAUGUGUAGUCAUGGCUGCGUGCUCUGGAGCCAGUCCUAGCUGCUGCCCUGUGCUUUCCUUGGCAGCCAUGUGGAUAAAAUCUUAAGGAGACAAGGCUGAGUCGAGUGUGGACUAUGUUUGUGAUGAGGGGAGGGAGGGUAAGGGAAACCCUGAAGACCAACAACCUAAGUCACUGGACUAUACCCACGCCUUCCCCAACCAUCCAUGCAAACAAGUCUUGAGAAUUCAAAGGUGACAGUCACAGUUCUGUUUUGAAGAGAUCACAAAUUAGUAAGGCCCAGAGUAAGACACAUCAUUCUGGCAUCGCCAGCUAUAGGGGGUCAAAUGGCCAAGACCAGUGAAUCCCAGGGAGGAGGUAACUGGAAACACCUCGCUGGAUUGGGGGCCCUCUGAGGCUGACUCUUUCUUCCCUCACAGUUGAUGCAGGAGGCCUCAGUCUGAGGUCUGUUCAGUUGGCUCCAGUCAUGAGCAGGAAAAGAACAGGUGAGGCCUUGUUGGGUCAUAAGAAGUUAUCAAGAGACAGAUACUCCGUCGGAGUGGCAGGCAAAUUGGGACAGGAACCUGGGAAAGUGGGGCCCCUGUAAGGUAGAAAGUGGCCAUGUCUGCAAAAUUGUUACUACAUGCACUGUCUGGGUGCUAGAAACCCAACAUGAGAGUCUGGCGGCAUACUGGGCUGCCCAGAGCAGGAAGACAGUUCACUUGAAUGAAUAUUCAUGCUUAGUUCUUGAGGCCAGCAGGAUGGG